AUGGACUUGGAUGGCGGUUUUCAUCAUGAGCGGGACGAGCAGAUUAUUCCCAAGGUCCUCUGCUGCAUGUGUGGCCUGCUGAUCGACAGCAACCCCAGCAACAUGUGCCCCAGCUGUCUACGUUCACACGUUGACAUCACCGAGUCGCUGCAAAAGGAAUACAUCAUCGUGUACUGCCCGGAGUGCGCCCGCUACCUGCAGCCCCCGCAGUAUUGGAGCCGCGCAGAACUGGAAAGCCGCGAGUUGCUCACCAUUUGCCUCAAACGUAUUAAAGGGAUGAGUCGUAACGUGUUUAAGCUAGUGGAUGCGAGCUUCAUAUGGACGGAGCCACACUCAAAGCGUCUUAAGGUGAAGCUUGUGCUACAGAAGGAGGUGCUGAGCAACAUUGUCAUUCAACAGGCCUGCAUCGUGGAGUAUGUGGUGCUAUGGCAGCAGUGCCCAACCUGCCAAAAAGUGGCAACGGGGCAACCACAGUGGGAUGCGUGUGUGCAGGCACGACAAAAGGCUACACACAAGAAGACAUUUCUUUUUCUUGAGCAACUGAUACUGAAGCACAAACUGCAUGAGAGUUUUAUCCGCGUUGAGACUCAACCAGAUGGUUUGGAUUUCUUCUUUGCUCAUAAGAGUCAUGCACUGAAUUUUUUGGAGUUUUUAAGCCGUAAUAGCCCGAUAACACGUCGCGAUGCCGUACAGCUGGUGUCGCACGACAGCAAGAAUAGCACAGCUGUACAACAUCAUACGUUUUCGAUCGAAAUUGCUCCAGUGUGUCGUGAGGACCUUCUCUUGCUUCCGUACCAAAACUACUACCUGAAACUUGGUGGGCUGGGACCGCUGGUACUUGUACACAAGGUAUACAGCAGCAUCGUGUUGCUUGAUCCUAAAACGUUGCGUGCCGGUGAGUUUACGGGGCAGUUCUACUGGAAGAAGCCGUUUUUCUCCAUCAUGAGCUCCCGCGAACUGACGGAGUUUUACGUUUUGGAAUGCACCCCUACCGGUGUCACAAACGGCCGCUACCAACUCGGUAUUGUGACCGUCUGCUUGUCCUCCGAGGUGGGCCACGGGCGCGAGUGGAUUGUGACUUCCCACCUCGGUGGUCUACUGCAGCCAGGCGACCUUGCGAUGGGGUACCUGCUCGAGGGGAAGAACUUCAACAACGAGGAGUGGGACAGCCAGCGGUACAAGCCGGAACAACUCCAGGACGUGGUGCUUGUGCGGAAGCACUUCCCCGCCCAAAAGGCGCGUCGCCACAGGCGGGUGUGGAAGCUGAAGCAUCUGGACGUCCUGGACCCUGUCUCCGCGGGACGCAACGCCAAACACCAGGAGGAACUCGAGGGGGAGCGGCGCGAGUUCGAAGACGAGCUUGAACGUGACGCAGAGUUCCGUCGCGACGUGCCCAUCUACAAGAUGUCGGAGGCCGAGUUGGCUCAGCGUGCAGAAAGGAGCGGCAACGGUGACAGGGGGGCUGAUGCCGAAGAGGACGCGGAUAAUGAAGUGCCAGAGAUUGCACUUGAGGAGAUGCUGGACGAGCUUAGGAUUGAGGACGAUGUACUGGAUGAUGCAGGCGAUGACGCGGAAAACGUGAACUCAGAGCACCCAAAUAAGAAGCAACGGGUGGGGUAG
Messenger RNA from Trypanosoma rangeli, 1620 nucleotides. Its product is annotated as nonsense-mediated mRNA decay protein 3. Gene Ontology annotation, cellular component: nucleus; cytoplasm. The coding region runs from base 1 to 1620 and encodes 539 amino acids. Gene Ontology annotation, biological process: ribosomal large subunit export from nucleus. NCBI's taxonomy places the organism in Eukaryota, Euglenozoa, Kinetoplastea, Trypanosomatida, Trypanosomatidae. The transcript has a single exon. The record is from RefSeq and is a predicted model, not a curated record. Gene Ontology annotation, molecular function: ribosomal large subunit binding.